Molecule: messenger RNA, 2244 nt
Organism: Oncorhynchus tshawytscha (Chinook salmon)
Lineage: Eukaryota; Metazoa; Chordata; Actinopteri; Salmoniformes; Salmonidae
Exons: 11
Coding region: 163-1845 (560 amino acids)
Molecular function (GO): N,N-dimethylaniline monooxygenase activity; flavin adenine dinucleotide binding; NADP binding
Source: RefSeq, a predicted model, not a curated record
UAAAGGGUUAACCUAUAGGACACUCCCCUACCCUGCUUUUGGUUCACUUCCUAAUUUGUGAACUUUACUCUGCUAAUACCCAGUUCCAGUCAGAACUACUCCAGCUGAGAGGGAGUCUAUGGAUCAGUCCUCUGCAGAAAGACAGACCGUCACACAGGUAGUAUGUCCCAACGUGUGGCAGUGAUCGGGGCGGGUCCCUCAGGUCUGACCAGCAUCAAGAGCUGUCUGGAUGAGGGUCUGAAGCCCACCUGCUUCGAGAGCAGUGAUGACAUCGGGGGGCUGUGGAGGUUCAAGGAAACCCCUGAGCCGGGCCGCUCUAGUAUCUACCGCUCUCUGGUGGUGAACACCUCCAAGGAGAUGAUGUGUUUCAGUGACUUCCCUAUGCCAGCUGACUACCCCAACUACAUGCUGCACUCCCAGCUGCUGCAGUACUUCAGGCUUUACGCUCAACACUUUGACCUCCUCAGACACAUCACCUUCCAGACCAGCGUGCUGACUGUGAGACAGAGGCCAGACUUCAGUCGUUCAGGCCAGUGGGAGGUGGUGACAGAAAACAGGGAGGGACAGGAGCAGAGACACGUCUUUGACGGGGUACUGGUUUGUUCAGGACACUACACACAGCCUGUCUCACCGCUAGACCAGUUCCCAGGCCAUGAGUCAUUCCCUGGCCGCUGCCUACACAGCUGGGAGUAUAAGGAUGCUGAAGCGUUCCGGGGGAAGAGGGUGGUGGUAGUGGGGAUUGGGAACUCUGGAGGAGACAUCGCUGUGGAGAUCAGCCGGGCUGCAGAGAAGACCUUCCUGAGUACCCGUAAGGGGGCGUGGGUGUUAGCUCGUAUGUCCAGUAGCGGUCUCCCACUGGACAUGACGGCCAUCUCACGGUUCACGGUCCUGCUAACCUCCAUGCUGCCCAGAGCGCUGGUCAACUGGGCUGCAGAGAGAACACUUAAUCACCGAUAUGACCACCGUCUCUAUGGCCUACAGCCAACACACAGGCUGCUAGAGCAGAAGCCGCUGAUCAACGAUGACCUUCCAGGCCGUAUCCUGCAGGGGGCAGUAGUGCUGAAGCCAGACCUGAGAGGAUUCCAGGGGUCCGGACUGCUGUUCCAGGAUGGAACCAUGGAGGGGGACAUCGAUGCAGUGGUCUUCUGUACUGGAUACAAUGGCACCUUCUCCUUCCUUCCCCCGUCACUAUGUUCAGGACCUCAGGGGGAUCUCAACCUGUACAGACGGGUGUUCCCUCCAGCUCUCGAGCGCCCCACUCUGGCCAUCAUGGGUCUGUUCCAGACUAAAGGACCCAUCUUUCCUGCUGUGGAGAUGCAGGCCCGCUGGGUCACGAGGGUCAUCGCAGGGUUGACCCAGCUCCCACCACGGAAAACAAUGCUUUCCAAAAUUGAGACGGAGACGAAGAGGAACAUGAAGAGUUACCUGUGUCCCAGACAGGCAGCUCUCCAUGUGGAUUAUAUACCAUACCUGGACUCCCUGGCUGAGCAGGUGGGGGUUCGUCCCAACAUCCUAGGGCUGCUGCUGAGGGAGCCUAGUGUGGGGCUGCGUGUACUGCUGGGGCCCUGCACCCCUUACCAGUACCGCCUAAGAGGGCCGGGAAAGUGGGACGGGGCCCGACAGGCCAUCCUCACUCAGUGGGAGCGCGUAGCCCAGCCCUUCAGAACCAGGCUGGAGCCAGAACCCCCCAGGCCCUUGGUCCUUCUGUCCCCCUUGCUGAUCACGCUGUCCGUGGGAGCUGUGAUGCUAGCUGUGGUCCUCUCCCAGUGUAAACUGACCUUAUGUCUACAGGACCUACUACAGGACUCAACUCACCUGCUGGACUGGCUCUCAGCACUACUGUGAGGCUCGGAGUAGAAGCAUCCUAUAUAGCAACAGAUCUAGGAUCUACAUUAAUACUCUAUUGCCUCCACUAUCGACCAGGCUCUUUGUUUUCUUCUCGUCAAGACCAGUAUGUGGGGGAUCUUUUUUCAGGCAUUUCUUUUACGCCUGCUACGUAAGGUUAGGCUGUAUCUGACCUAACAGACUGCUUUUGUUGUCUUACAAAAACACUCAUUAGGUGUGCUUGCUGAAAGGAAGUCCUCUCUAAAACUCUUACUCUUAUUUGAUUUCUUUGGUUAGCUCUAACACUUAAACCGCUUAAGCUAUUAACAUGAAACCAACUUUAAAAUGUACAGACGGCCCGACUUAGCCUGCUUGAGAAAUUAUUUUUGAUAAAUAAAUAUGAUAAAUAUCUGCUCUGAA